Culicoides brevitarsis is the source of this 2013-nucleotide messenger RNA. RefSeq names its product protein ecdysoneless (gene ecd). Gene Ontology annotation, cellular component: nucleus. Lineage: Eukaryota; Metazoa; Arthropoda; Insecta; Diptera; Ceratopogonidae. The coding region runs from base 37 to 1914 and encodes 625 amino acids. The record is from RefSeq and is a predicted model, not a curated record. The transcript is spliced from 2 exons.
AUUUAAUAAACAAUAUUUAUAUAAAUACAAGUUAAAAUGGAAACGCUGCGACGAUUAGAACGCGAAGAUGAUUUUGUGGAGUAUUAUUUAUAUCCCGAUCUCUCUGGCAAUGCAAAGAACAUCGAAGAUAUACUCGAUCAAAUCAAUAUAAAAAUACAUGAGUACACAAAAGAAUAUAUAUGGCACAAAGAUUAUUUUAGUUUAACAGCAUAUAAAACAAAUGAAGAUAAUGUACUUGGAAAUAUUUUCCAUGGAGUGAAGAAAACAAAUAUGCCUUUUCUUCAUGGAAUAACUCAUUUUGGUGAAAAUAUACAAGACGAAUGGUUUGUUGUUUCGAUAAUGCUGGAACUAACUCGUUGUUUUGAUAAUUUGGUUGGGAAAGUAUCUGAUAGUGAUGGUGAAUUUAUAUUAAUUGAAUGUGCUGAUCGCUUGCCAAAAUGGAUUGAUUCGAAAUUUGAGGGAAAAGUAUUUCUUUUCAAUGGUCAUAUUCGUAUAGUAGUGGGUGAUAAUGAUUCAGCCAACACAGACUCCUUAGAUGAACUGAUUUACAAAGUUCGAAACAACAGCAACAUUUUUUGCAUACCAAAUUUAGCAUUCGAAUGUAUUCAACGUAGAAUCAGUCAGUUUCCAGAUAAUGUUCGAAGCAAUCAACAUAUUGCUACUGUUUUUGUUCCUUCACAAGUAGCUUAUAUCCUCAAAGAAUGUCCUGAAUUUAUAUCGUAUGCCACCCUUGCGUUUUGUAACCGUAGUCCAGAAGAUGAAAAAUGUUUGUGUGCAAUGCGACAUUUUCCACCAGAAAAUCGAGUUUACAUCAAUGUUAAAUUUACCAAAUGCUUAUAUGCCAUGCUAAUGUGUAAUGAUUACAGAGGCGAUGAAAGAACAGGUUGGAAUCUACCAGUUAAUCAUAAUUUGGAAUACAAAGCACAUGAUCUUGGAAUGAAAUUGGCGUGCGGAUUUGAAAUAUUAGCAUCGAUGAAUAAAAGCAAAAACGAUUUAGACAUACAUAACAAUUGGAAUACUUUUAUGGAGAAAUUAAAAGAACAAAAAUACUUUGGAAAUGAAAUGGAGAAUACAAAGGAUUAUUUACUUUUGUUGGAGAAAGCUCAAACGUUUUACAAACAAUCUUGUUAUACUAUCAAAACAAACAUGGUUACUCGGCGAAUUUCAGAACUAUUGAAAAAUAUUGAUUUUGAUAAAAACGAAUUUAGUGCAUCAAUGAAAAUGCUACCAAAGGAAGAUGAUGAUAAUUGGCUAACUAUUGAUUCUAAAGACUUGGACGAUAUGUUAAAGAAAUGUUUUGAUCUUGAAAGUAAUGAAGGAUAUUCUAAAAGUACAAAAUCUUUACCUUAUAUGAUAAGUGACUUCCUUGAGCAUAAAAAUGACUACAAAGGUGUUGAUAUAAAGCUACCAUCAUCACAAAAACAAUUUGUUAAUAAUCAUAAUAAGAUUAUACAAGGCCAAGAAAACAUAGAUUUUCAUCCUAAUGAGUUUAAAAAUGCAAUGCAAAAUCUUUUAGAUAUUGUUAUUCCUGAAGAUGAUUGGGAUUCCAAUUCUGAUAUGGAUGAUUAUGAUACCGAUGAAGAAUUGGAAAAAAGUUUUAAUAAAAUGGAUUCAGGUAUCAAUAAAUCAGAUUUUGAAUAUUAUUUCAAAGAAAUGGACAAAGAACUUGCUGAAACAACAAUUGGUGCAAGCUUUGAUAAAGUGAAGGACGACAAGGAUGAUUUUGAUGAUAUUGAAAAUUUUCAGCCAGUCGAUAUUAACACAAAUACAGUUAAAAAUAUGGUAGAAAGUUACAAGGCUCAGAUGGGAAAUUCAGGUCCUGCUUCAACUUUGUUAAAUACAUUAGGCGUUGAUUUUUCUGAAAUUGAAGAUCUGAAAGACAAUAAAAUAACUUUCAAAAAUACUACUGUUUAAGGAAAAUUUUGCACCGCAUAUACUAUAUUUAAUUAAUCAUUGUACUUUUUUUUAUAUUUUAAAAGCAAAAGCAAAUAUAUCAUAAAUAUAUAUCAACAA